Messenger RNA from Camarhynchus parvulus, 2477 nucleotides. It is a transcript of the gene RAB5A, whose product is annotated as RAB5A, member RAS oncogene family. The coding region runs from base 330 to 977 and encodes 215 amino acids. Lineage: Eukaryota; Metazoa; Chordata; Aves; Passeriformes; Thraupidae. Gene Ontology annotation, molecular function: GTPase activity; GTP binding. The transcript has 6 exons. The record is from RefSeq and is a predicted model, not a curated record.
GACGGCGGCGGAAGUGCGUGUUGUGUGUGUGUGAGUGUGUUUUGGUCGGGGCAGAGGCGGCGGCGGAAGUCGGCGGCGGGGCUGGGUGAGGCACGGCUGCGCCCCCGCCCCUCGCCCCCACCGAGGAGCCGCCUCCCCUCUUACCCCUCCUCCGCCCACCCUGCCCCGGCGCGCCCGCCAGCCCCGACCGACGGACGGACAUCGCUGCGCCGCCGCCCCGGCUCCCCCACCCCGGCCAGGUUGUUACUGGCAGAAGAACCAGGAUUCAGAUCUCAGUGGAACUUGCUUUCAAAAGCUGUUGAAACAAAGGACUGCUUUCUAAUUUGGACAUGGCUAAUCGAGGAGCAACAAGGCCCAACGGGCCAAAUGCUGGAAAUAAAAUUUGCCAAUUUAAACUAGUACUUUUAGGAGAGUCUGCAGUUGGCAAAUCAAGUUUGGUGCUUCGUUUUGUAAAAGGACAGUUUCAUGAAUUUCAAGAAAGUACAAUUGGAGCUGCUUUUCUAACCCAGACUGUAUGUCUGGAUGAUACAACGGUAAAAUUUGAAAUUUGGGAUACAGCUGGGCAAGAGCGGUACCACAGUUUAGCACCCAUGUACUACAGAGGAGCACAAGCAGCUAUAGUGGUAUACGACAUUACAAACGAGGAGUCCUUUGCCAGAGCGAAAAAUUGGGUCAAAGAACUUCAGCGACAAGCAAGUCCUAACAUUGUAAUAGCUUUAGCAGGAAACAAAGCUGAUCUAGCUAACAAAAGAGCUGUGGAUUUCCAGGAAGCACAGGCUUAUGCAGAUGACAACAGCCUAUUGUUCAUGGAGACGUCUGCCAAAACAUCUAUGAACGUAAAUGAAAUAUUCAUGGCAAUUGCAAAAAAAUUGCCCAAGAAUGAACCACAGAAUGCAGGAGCCAGCUCUGCCAGAGGAAGAGGAGUAGACCUUACUGAACCCACACAACCACCCAAGAGUCAAUGUUGUAGUAACUAAAAGAUCAAUUGCUUUAAACUGUUCUGAAUAUUCUUCUGCUUCCUAACUGUUAAUAACCAUGGAAUUGGAGUACUUAACCUGGUCCAGUACAGCUUCCAAACAGCGAAGAGACUUACAAUAAUAGUCAAGUUCAUGAUACAGAGUUUUCUUUUCACCUAAAAUUUUAACAUGCAUGUAUCCACCACUGGCUGUAAUGUUUCAGCAGUAGAGGAGAGAUGGAGGCGGAAUAAACUUCCUUCAGUUGAAAGGUUUUAAAAAUCAGUUAUUAUUAGAGGUGUAGAAGAACUACUUUCUGUGGACCUAAUUGGCCAGUUCCUGUAGCCUCAAUACUGAUCACUGUUAUAAUAAAUAGAAUUGGGUCUUUUCAUAAUUCUGAAUUGUGCUUUAAAACCUCCUUAGAAACAGGGUCUAAAAAUUACUUAAACUUAUUUGCAGUAUUGAUGCAACCGGUUGUUUCUGCAGGUAUCCACUGUUUAGUUAUACAUUCCAUAGGUUAAUAAUUUUCUUACAAAUAAUACUUGCAUUAACAAUUUUAAGAAUCCUAUGCUUGCCAGAAAGUGGAGUUUUAGUUGGUACACUGUAUGUAAAUUAUAUCAACCCAGUUAGUUAUCUUAAUGAAUUAGUGAUGAAUCAAGUCUAACUUCAUUUCUAAUCUGUUCAGAGGGUACAGACUGGUAAAUUCAACUCUACAACUUAGGAUAUGGGGUUUCUUGUCCUCUACAAACUGUAAGAGCUCUUCAAGUAAAACCACAACAAACUCGGUGUCUGUGACUUCUUUCUUGUUUCUGAUCAUUGCUGGCCAUUACAGUUUGUUUUUCCCCUAAGGAAAAAAAAAUAGUGCACUAACGAUUAUGUACAUCCAACUUGAUUUUAAAUUUGGAUAUUAAUGUACUGUAAAUAGGUACUCUGCAUUGUAGUCUACAUUUGUUUAAUACUUUCUGUAAUAUUUAAGAGUUGCUUAAAGGUAUACAGAAUGUACAGUUACUUAAAGCUAACUUUUUUCCUCUCUAAUCAAAGGGGGUUCUGAGUUCUUCCUUUAUGGCUAGAACAGUAAUAAAUGAUGCUCCUGUAUCUGUAACAUAAGUACUGCUGUCUGUCAGUAAUGAACUUCGCAACUUUGUUUUCCAAAGUACAUUUUAUUUUGAUCAGUCCAGUAUAUUGCACUAAUUCUUUUAGUUAUUUUCAUUAUAUGAAAUCUACAAAGUGUGUCAGAAGAGAUGAAUUAGUCUAUUUAAAUGUUGAACUGAUAGAAACUUACUUGUGCAGAUUUUAAAUUUGCAGUAAUCUGGGUUUAGCAAGAAAAAUGACAGUUCACCAGUGUUUAGUUUUAUAUUGAGGUGCUCAGGUUUGAAUAAAGUGGUUUAAAAAAAUUUUGAUUACUGGUUCUUAUUGAGAGUUUCAGGAGGUUUUACUGCAUUUGUACAGUUCCAGACAAGAUGUCUGAAUCACUGUAUGGGUCAGCAUUUAAGAUGCUUACAAUAAAUUCAUGGCACAGCUAAA